Molecule: messenger RNA, 3833 nt
Organism: Drosophila busckii
Lineage: Eukaryota; Metazoa; Arthropoda; Insecta; Diptera; Drosophilidae
Gene: sr
Product: alpha-protein kinase 1
Exons: 4
Coding region: 71-3370 (1099 amino acids)
Biological process (GO): regulation of transcription by RNA polymerase II
Molecular function (GO): DNA-binding transcription factor activity, RNA polymerase II-specific; RNA polymerase II cis-regulatory region sequence-specific DNA binding
Source: RefSeq, a predicted model, not a curated record
GUGCCAAGUUUUAUGUGUUUUUAUUAUUUUGUUAGCGUUUUUCAUUUUUUGUUUAAUAAUAAAAACAAACAUGUUGCUGACAAUGCGUCGUCAAAAUGAAGUGUUAGGCAGCCAGCAGCAGACAACAACAACAGCAACAGCAGCAACUACAACAACAACAGCCACGCCCUCACCGCCUACAGCAGCAGCAGCAACUACUACACAGGACUCGCUAAAUACGCCCACAACGCCGCUUGCGCGCAAUCCUUUGCAAUUUGUUACACCAGCAACAAGUGUUGCUGGCGUGCCUGCUUUUAGCUAUUACAACAACAACAGCAGCAGCAGCAACACAGCUGCAGCCACAAACUAUUUGCCGCCACACAAUCGCGAGCCAGCAAGCAACGGCGCUGAGCUUGACGAAUACGUUGACAUUUUACAAGUGCAACAAUUGCUAUUGGACAGCUCAGCAGCCAAAAACGAGCAACAGCAACAGUUGCAAGCGCCAGCGCUAAGCAAACCGCGUCCGCGUAUCAAUCUGCAAAAGGCAACGGACUAUGCAGCUCAAUUAACGCAGGCUGACACAGCCUCCAGCGCUUCACGACGCGUGCUGCUUGAUUAUCCAAAUCCUUAUAUAUACGGCAAUCAUUAUCAUCAUACGCCGCCAAGUGAGGACCUUGUGGCCCUUUGGUUUGGCAGCAAUGGUACAGGCGGCGUAGCCCCUGGAACCCCAUCAGCGGCCAUGAUCAUGGAAGGGCUUGAAACCCUGGUGGCGCCAACGCAUCACGCAUUCCUCCUAACCGAAACCGCUGCGGCGGCUCACUUCAAUGUGCUAAGCUUCGAUACGUGUCUCUUCAAGACCAGCACGGCCGCUCAGAGCAACAGUCCAGCCGCUGCCAGCUAUUUGAGCAGCGCGCAAUUCGGCAGCAGCAGCAGCAGCGGCGGCGGCAGCAGCAGCAACGCGCAACAAACUUUGCUGCAUUAUACGUCGCAGAGUCAACAGCAACAUUUAAAUAGCAACAACAACAACAACUCCGCGCUGCGUGGACGUCAGCAGACAGCCACGCCCACACAGGGCGGCAGUCCAAGCAACGUGGCAGCGCAGCCAGCAUCAGCAAGCAGCGGACGCAGCUCGGCCACACAUUUGAGUUUGCUCAACACCAGCCAACAAAGUCCCGUUAGUGCCGAGCACGGCGGCGUCGAAGCAGUGGAGGCCAAACAAUUGAUAGAAGCGCUGCCCGGCGAUCUCAAUACGCCCGUAACCACAUCCAACGAUAUACCCUCGUUCUUUGGGCCAUCCACAGUGGUUGAACCGCCGCCAAUUACAGGCUCAAUUGAGUGCGAGGAUUUGUCGCUGGAGCCGCAAGUUGUCUCUGUGGGCAGCCCAGUGCUUUCGUCCUGCAAUUCGCUGAAGGAGGAGCGCAGCACACCGCCCAGUCUGUCCAUUGUCAAGGAAGAAUCAAGUAAUAAUAGUUGUAAUAUGUACCCACUACACAACAACAACAAUCAGCAACACACAACAGAAACAACAACAACAAGCACAACAACAGCUACAACAAUCGCCACUGCAACAAGCAAACAUACAAAUGACACUGAACGCAUUGGCUCGCCUGUAGUAGCAGCAGCAGCAGCAGCAGGACACACACAGCAGCAGCAACAAUUACACCACAACUGUCAACACAACAACAAUCACCAACAACAACAGCAAACACAACAACAACAACAACAACAGCAGCAGCAGCAUUUGAGCUCGCCGCAACACCAACAGCAAUACCAACUACAACAACACCAAAUAUUACACCAACAACAACAACAACAGCAGCAGCAACAGCUGCCACAUCAUCAUCAUCAUCAUCACCAUCAUCAUCAUCACAGUCAACACCAACAACAGCAACAACAACAACAACAACAGCAACAACAACAGCAGCAGCAGCAACAAUUGCAGCAGCAGCAGCAACACACACACUAUCACCAACAUGCCUUACAACAACAACAGCAACAACAACAGUCUGGCAAAAUCUCAUAUCGCGGCAUUUUUACUACUACAGGCAACGCCAGCAGCAACGCAAUGAAUGCAGCGCAGCAGCUACAACAGCAGCAGCAGCAGCAACAACAACAGCAGCAGCAGCAAUUGGCUUCACCACAGCUGAGUGUGCUGCCAGGACAAAUGUCGCCGCCAUCGAAUAGUCUAGGCAACAGCUGGGGCUUGCCCAGUCCGGACAAGUCGCUUUUCCAGCCGCCCAUGUUUAAUCUGCCGGCGCAUUAUGUGCAGCAGCAGCAGCAACAAGCAGCAGCAACGCCUGCAGCCUAUGACGAUGGACGCGCUGCUGUAGCUGCAGCAGCACAACAUGCAGAGCUGCUGGGUCUAAGCAUGGACUGCACGCCGCUGCUGCUAAAGCAGCCAACAAGCUACGCAGGCGGCGUAGCAACUGCAAGUUUUGCAAGUCUAGCGGAUUUGCAAAGCAGCCACGAGCAGCUGCAGCAGCAGCAGCAACAAUACGCAGUGCGUCCACAGCUGUCCACACCCAAGUAUCAGUGGCUGGAUACGCCCGCCGAAUAUGCUGCAGCUGUAGUGCACCAGCAGCAGCAGCAGCAGCAACAACAGCAGCAGCAACAGUUGGUAAUGCCUGGACCCACCAGCUCAGCCAGCUCCAGCAAUGCUGCGCUGGGCGUGCUUAUACCCAAGCAGGAAAGCUACACCGAACUGCAGCCCAACUCCAAUGGCACUGGCUACUCCAGCGCUGCGUCCGCCGCUGCUGCAGCCGCAGCUGCUGCUGUGCAGUUAGCCGAAUACAGUCCCAGCACCAGCAAGGGACAUGAAAUACUCUCACAGGUCUAUCAGCAAAGCACUGUGCCGCUCAAACUCGUGCCCGUUAAGCCGCGCAAGUAUCCCAAUCGUCCCAGCAAGACGCCCGUGCAUGAGCGUCCCUAUGCCUGCCCCGUUGAGAACUGCGAUCGUCGCUUUUCGCGCAGCGACGAGCUCACCCGCCACAUACGCAUACACACUGGCCAGAAGCCAUUCCAAUGUCGCAUCUGCAUGCGCAGCUUCAGUCGCAGCGAUCAUCUGACCACACACAUACGCACGCACACAGGCGAAAAACCCUUCAGCUGCGACAUUUGCGGACGCAAAUUUGCGCGCUCCGAUGAGAAGAAGCGACAUGCCAAGGUGCAUCUCAAGCAGCGCAUUAAGAAGGAGUCCAAGCUUAGCCGCGAGCAGCAUCAGCAGCAGCAGCAACAGCAACAGCAAGCAGCAGCCGCUGCCGCUCAACAACAACAGCAACUGCAGCAGCAUCAACAGCAGCAACAGCAACACCAGCAACAGUAUCAGCAGCAUCAUCAUUUGCUGCAUGCCGCCGAUUUGGCCAUUGUCACCAGCAGCGCCACCAGCAUGUAGGGCCCAGAGAACUCAACAUCUUCAUUUGAUUCCAGCUACAGAGCCAACGACAACUUUUACAACAUAGAUCUGGGUCUGGCCAUUGACAUUGAUCAGAGUCCGCUGCCCUUUGAGCUCACCAUGAGCUCCGACUAUGGCACACUCUCGCCCUUGAACAGUCCGCCGCAUCUGAACUAUGUGCUCAGCAGCGAUGACUCCAAUCUCACUUUCUAAACUGCAAGCAGGAAUCAAACGCUGAUGCUGAAUAAUUUACAUUAAUUAAAUAAAUUAGUUACAUAUUAUCGAAUGUUGUAGCCGUAAUUUUGGGUUGUGCUAGCAGCAAAAACAAAAAACGCAAGACAUUAAAGUUAAAAAAUAUAUUAAAAAGCACACACAGAAGCAAAAGUUACUAACACACACAACAAAGUCUAACAACAAAAAAUAUAAAAGGUAUAAAAAAAAUAUUUAACUUAUGUCUCUAAUA